GUUGAAUGAAGGAGUCUGCUCUCAGAGUCUCUGCUCUGGGAGAGCCCCAGACCCCAAGUGUCUUCCAAGGUCUGUUAUUAACGGGGCUGUCCAGCAGCGGUUGACAUCCCCACACAAGCCUGCCCUGGUCCCUGCACCCCGGCCGCCCCACACGGCCUCCACUGUCUGGGCCUGUCUGCUGAGCAGCGCCCAGCCAGGCGAGAAGGCCAAGUCCUGCCCACCCGGCCAGCCAGAGGUCACCCUCCACGCCUGAGCUGCCGGUGUGCGGUGAGAGGACUGCGCUGCCUCUCCCCCAGCUUCCUGGCUGCCUCAGUUUCCCUUUGUGAGAGACAGGAGCCUGGGAGGUAAGGAGCUGCAGGGACCCCAGAAGGCGUGCGGGUGCCUGGGGACACUGGCCCCUCUGUCAGAAUCAAUCGCCCUAAGCCUGUCUGAGGCGCGCCGGGCUUAGGAGCGGCUGUGAAAGCCGCCUUUGUGCCCGCGAGAAUGAGCUGCAAGAGGACGGGGGGCCCUGGCCCUGGGAGCCCCUUGGGCCCUGGCUCCUGAGAUCAGUGCCAGCAGGGAAGGCCCCAGCCCAGCCCCGCAGCCCACCAGGCCUGGUGCCCACCUCGCGCCAUGGGAGCAGCCAUGGGGAAGAAGAAAGAAUACUCUCCUCGGGCCCGAUUUCAUAGUGAAAAUGAGAAGCAGAAGCUAAACGACUCAGCCGCCAUGUACUCGGAAAUCCAGAGGGAGCGGGCGGACAUCGGGGGGCUGAUGGCCCGGCCAGAAUACAGAGAGCGGAACCCGGAGCUCAUCAAGCCCAAGAAGCUGCUGAACCCCGUGAAGGCCUCCCGGAGCCACCAGGAGCUGCACCGGGAGCUGCUCAUGAACCACAGAAGGGGCCUGGGUGUGGACAACAAGCCGGAGCUGCAGCGCGUCCUGGAGCACCGCCGGCGGAACCAGCUCAUCAAGAAGAAGAAGGAGGAGAUGGAGGCCAAGAGGCUGCAGUGCCCGUUUGAGCAGGAGCUGCUGAGGCGACAGCAGCGGCUGAACCAGCUGGAAAAGCCACCGGAAAAGGAAGAGGACCAUGCCCCUGAGUUUAUUAAAGUCAGGGAAAACCUGCGGAGAAUCACCACGCUGACGAGCGAAGAGAGGGCGCUGUAG
This is a messenger RNA of Propithecus coquereli (Coquerel's sifaka), 1140 nucleotides long. It is a transcript of the gene FAM107A, whose product is annotated as family with sequence similarity 107, member A. The coding region runs from base 613 to 1140 and encodes 175 amino acids. The record is from RefSeq and is a predicted model, not a curated record. Lineage: Eukaryota; Metazoa; Chordata; Mammalia; Primates; Indriidae. Gene Ontology annotation, cellular component: stress fiber; synapse; neuron projection. Gene Ontology annotation, biological process: actin filament bundle assembly; regulation of actin cytoskeleton organization; actin filament polymerization. The transcript has 5 exons.